Molecule: messenger RNA, 1215 nt
Organism: Iphiclides podalirius (scarce swallowtail)
Lineage: Eukaryota; Metazoa; Arthropoda; Insecta; Lepidoptera; Papilionidae
Source: the annotation of a GenBank genome assembly
AUGGAGUCCCAAGCUAGAUACUUAGCGGAGCUGGAGACUCUCGACUGCGGGAAACCAGUCAGAACUGCCGAGGACGAAGUGUACUACUCCGCAACCGUGCUUAGGUUCUACGCAGGGAAGGCUGAUAAAAUCUUAGGAAGCACAAUACCAGCAGAUGGCGAAGUUUUUUCUAUGACCCUCAAGGAGCCGGUAGGAGUGUGCGGGCAAAUUAUACCCUGGAACUACCCCAUACCAAUGUUGUCGUGGAAAAUAGCUCCAGCCCUUGCCGCAGGCUGCACGAUAGUGCUUAAACCGGCGGAGCAAACGCCGCUGACAGCGCUGGCUGUUGCCUCCCUAAUCAAGGAGGCGGGCUUCCCACCCGGCGUGGUGAACAUAGUGCCCGGGUACGGACCGACCGCCGGCGCGGCGCUCACUCACCACCCGGACGUCGAUAAAGUCGCCUUCACCGGAUCCACCGAGGUUGGCAAAAUAAUCCUGGGGGCUGCGUCAGUAACAAACCUGAAACGUGUAUCUUUGGAGCUUGGAGGCAAGAGUCCUUUAGUUAUCUUCAACGACGCUGAUGUCGAGAAGGCGGCACAGAUAGCCCACGCGGCCGCCUUCGCCAACGGCGGGCAAUGCUGCUGCGCAGGAACCAGGACAUACGUUCAGUCGGGCAUUUACGAUCAGUUCGUCUCCAAAGCGGCCGAUAUAGCGAAGAAGAGGUCAGUCGGGAAUCCCUUCGACGACGUACAACAGGGGCCGCAGAUCGACAAAGAAAUGUACACGAAAGUGCUGGAAUACAUCGAUUCGGGGAAAAAGAGCGGCGCCAAGUGUGUCGCGGGCGGCGACAAGAUCGGCGAAGUAGGCUACUACAUACAGCCAACUGUUUUUGCCGACGUCCAAGACAGCAUGAAGAUUGCCAGGGAAGAGAUAUUCGGACCGGUGCAGAGCAUCCUGAAGUUCGAUAGCUUCGACGAAGUGGUCGACCGCGCCAACGACACCAACUACGGCCUAGGGGCUGGUGUUAUCACCAACGAUAUCACAACAGCUAUGAGCUUCGCGAAACACGUGCGUGCAGGGUCUAUAUGGAUCAAUACUUACGACCACGUGACCAGCCAAACGCCUUUCGGCGGCUUCAAGGACUCUGGGCUUGGCAGGGAAUUAGGAGAAGAUGGGAUCAACCAAUAUUUAGAAAUCAAAACUGUUACCAUGGCGUUACCAAAGAAACCUCAGAUU